CAAAUAUUUAAAACAGGAGGGAGUACUGUUUAUUAAUCUCCCAAAUCCAAUAGUACAUUUCCCUUAAAAUGGACAACGCCGACCCGUCAUCCGUUGAACUGAGGUCCGGUUUUUGCCCCAAAACCAACACCUUCUACAGCCUCCGCCCACCCGUUCACCUUCCGUCGGAAAAAGCUCCACUCUCCGCCGCCGAUCAUGCCUUUUUCCUUCACUCCGCUACCUCCGCGUGCCUCGACGCCGCUGCACUCAUCGACGCCGCCACCGGCAACCGCACUUCCUACUCCCAAUUCCGCCUCCGCGUCGAGGCACUGUCCGUCUCCCUACGAUCGGAAGUUGGCCUCUCCCCGAACGACGUCGCAUUCGUCAUCUCACCUAAUUCCACACGCGUCCCUAUCCUCUACUUCGCGCUACUCUCCAUCGGCGUCGUCAUCUCACCGUCCAAUCCAAUCAGCACGACCGCCGAAAUCGCGCGCCAGCUGCAGAUCUCGAAGCCGACGAUCGCGUUCGCCACGUCAUCUACCUCCGGGAAGCUCGCCGCCCACCGAUUGCGAACGAUUCUCAUCGACUCGGCGGAUUUCGCGCGAAUGAUGUCGAGUGGGAGUCCCGCCGGCGAAACCAGCGGCGUGCGGGUGAGCCAGAACGACGUCGCGGCCAUACUCUUCUCGUCCGGCACGACCGGGCAGGCGAAAGGGGUGGAGUUAACGCACCGCAAUUUCAUCGCGGUCACGGCCAAUUACUUCUACCAAAGGCAGGAGAAAUCGUCUCCGUCGGUGGUGCUUUACACGGUGCCGUUGUUCCAUGUGUUUGGGUUUAAUUACUUGUUGAAAUCGAUGGCCCUGGGCGAAACGGUGGUGGUGGUGAUGGGGAGGUUUGAUUUGGGGAAAAUGCUGAGGGCGGUGGAGGAGCACAAGGUGACGUUGCUGGUGGUGGCCCCGCCGGUCGUGGUGGGGAUGGUGAAGAGUGAUUUGACUCGGAAAUUUGACCUGCAAUCGCUGGAGGCUGUGGGCUCCGGCGCCGCCCCACUUGGCUUAGAUCUGAUUGAAGCUUUUAAUAAGAAAUUUCCGAAGGUUUCUCUGUUCCAGGGUUAUGGGAUGACAGAAACGAACGGUGCAGUAUCCAGACCAGUUGGUGAUGAUGAAUAUGCUCGAUUGGGUUCAGUUGGAAAGUUGAUCGGGACUAUUGAAGCCAAAAUCGUUGAUCUGGAUACAGGUGUUGGCCUGCCUCCAGGCAAGCUGGGGGAAUUAUGGAUAAGAGGACCAACCGUAAUGAAAGGAUAUGUGGACAAUCACAAGGCGAAUUCUGAAACCUUGGUGGGAGAUGGGUGGUUGAGAACUGGUGACAUUUGCCAUAUCAAUGAUGAGGGCUUCCUUUUUGUGAUUGAUAGAGUGAAGGAGUUAAUCAAAUACAAAGGAUAUCAGGUUUCUCCUGCUGAGCUGGAACAUCUGCUCCUCUCUCAUCCUGAUAUUAUGGAUGCUGCUGUUAUACCAUACCCUGAUGAAGAUGCUGGUCAAGUGCCCUUAGCCUUUGUAGUUCGUCGCCCCAAAAGCAACCUUGAUGAGCAACAAAUUAUUGACUUUAUUGGAAAACAGGUUUCCCCAUACAAGAAACUAAGACGUGUGGCAUUUAUCAGCUCUAUACCGAAAAGUGCAUCCGGGAAGAUAUUGAGAAAAGAAUUACGGGAAAAUUCAUUGACUCGGUCUAAGAUUUAACAAAGAGAUGUUACUUUAUCCAGCUCCCUUAGGGCAUGUUUGUUUGCCAAGAUAGAAUUAGAUUAAUUUAAUUUGGAGAGGUAAGAUUGUACUGUUUAGACUAAAAUGGUUUUAUGAGAAUAAAUUUGGUCUUGCAUUUGUUGGGUAUGACUAGACAUGUGAUACAAUCAUAAAUGUACAUUUUUACCCUUACAUUCAUUUAGCAAUUUAGCAAAACAAUGAAAUAAAAAAUAAUCAGCAAAUCGUGAAAGAAUGUGUACAUCUUCAUAAGCCUAAGCCUCAAUCUGUAAUCAGAUUCACCGUUGGUUAUAAAAAAAUUCCCCAAAUAAAAAAACAAAAUUUGCCCCUAAUUUCAAUUCCCAAAUCAAGAAACCCCAAAUCUUCAUAAAUUGAAAACCUUCUCGCAUUCCUCAAACCCAUUCACCAAUUUUGCAUCACGUCUCCGCCAUCACCUCCAAGAACAACACCGCCCGGUACACGGUGAUGGCGCUCACGAUGUCGGCCAAGACGCUC
Messenger RNA from Striga asiatica, 2222 nucleotides. The record is from the annotation of a GenBank genome assembly. NCBI's taxonomy places the organism in Eukaryota, Viridiplantae, Streptophyta, Magnoliopsida, Lamiales, Orobanchaceae.